CAUCGUUACUUAUUUCGGCUCUCGUUUUCUUCAAGAGAUUGCCAUCCUCGAGUCGGCUGUGUUUUUCCUGACAGUCAGGGCGUACUGUUACUUAUUGCCACUACUACGUGAGCUGCCUACGUUUCUACGUCCUACGUGCACAUAGCUACCCAAAGCAGACAAGUGAGGAGGAGGAACUUCAACUGUUUUCGAGAGUGGAACGAUGAGUACGAAUGCAAUGGUGGCUGGUUCUAGUGGCUCGGCGAGUCCUUCGCCAGGAGGGACUGGGAGGAGGAGCGGGUCGGCUGAUAGAGAUAGGAAGCGAGGGAGUUAUGGAGAAGGGAGACGUGGACGGUCGCAUUCGAGGAAUACCUCGUUGGGCGUGGAGGGAAAUGGAAACGCGGUACCUGGUGUUAGUGCCGUUGUACCCCCACCGAAGGAGAGGUUACCGCCUAGUCCGCCGCUUACCCCCGUUGCGUCCAAGUCGAGUCUUCGGAAAACUGCUGCUGCUGGUGUUGGAGGAGGAGCAGGAAGAGGGGGAGGGGAAGAAGGGAUAACGAAAGGCAAUGUCGAGUCAGACGCCACGCACGCGAUCCCGUCUACAUCUACACCUACACCUACGCCAAGGUCGGGAAAGUUUAAAGAAGCACCGCCAGCUGUCGGACGCACGGGGGAUACAAACGCCACAUCUGCGGAUGGAAGUGGACUAAGGGAUGACGAAAAACAUCAUAUUAUUGAUGGUGGUGGUGAGGAUUUUAGUAUUGCCAACGGGAAUGGUCAUGCAAGAAUGCAAGUGGCGGACGUGGAUGUUGAUGUGGACACGGAGCCUGACGGGACGCUGUCAACGUGGUCGUUUCGUCCAGACGGGGAUACUACUACUAAUAGGAGGAGUAGGGAAGUACGGGACGAAGCGACGACAAAUGGCGACAUUGGCGGACAUGAACAUGAACACGGACAUGGACACCGGCAUGGGCGCGAUCCUGAACAACAUACUUUAGCUCAACCCUCCGGUGUAGAUGCUGCAAUCCCGCAGUCGCCCGCACGCGAUCACAAUAUCCCGCCGCAAGAGCCAUCUACUGACGCGUCUCAGGAGGACAUAGAUCCAUUGAGUGGGAGUGACGAGAGUCGACCGCAAUCUCAGCAGCCCGAUUUAUUUCCUACUGCCGCCGCUACUGGUGCGGCACCGUCAUCUGGCAUGUCAUCUAGUCAUGAGGCGUCGUUGAACGGGCCAUUACCACCACAUUUACACCCUCUAGGACUAGGGAACGCGCCCAGUCCCCAACCAUGGGAAGUCAUCGAGCCGCCACCGGAUAAUAAUCUUCAAAUGGAGGAAAUAAUGCGCCGAACGCGGAAGGAGAGUAAUAGAAGUGUGCCUGGCUAUGUCGGGAAUGUUGUCGUGAAAGAUGGUAAGAAAUAUCGUAUACCCCGGUCUUCAUAUUACUUUGGUCCACCGCCGGAUACUUCCGCGUUUGGGACGGACCCGAUAGGACAUAUCGGUGUACAUCAUCCGCGAGAGGUCGUGCGUGUUGAACGCGAUUACUCGGGUGGAGAGCUCAUACAAUUCAGUCCUGCAUAUCCAUUGGAAUUCGAGGGUCGGAUAACGCCGACACAGUUCCUAGAGACGAUAAACAUGAUCAACGAAAUGCUCAUUGAAGCGCACAGCCUCCGAUGGUCCUUCCUCGACAAUACACUCGCAGUAUUGACGCUAUACAUUUCGCGGUUCUUUGUUUCGUCGCAUUAUGACCGGAAAAUGGGAAGGUUAAAGGAGAUGAUCGAGGAACAGAAUAAGCGGGUUUAUAACCCAGUGGGGUUGAACAUCCUUUGGCCGAAGGAUGUUGCGUUUAUGUUUCUCGAGAUUGAAUAUUAUUAAUUGAUACCUAGCUUGUCUGCGUAUCGUCACAUUCCUUUCCUUUGCCUUUGAGAGUUUUUUUUUCUCCUCUUUAUGAAAUGGAUUUAUUUCUCUUUAUUAUCUUUUCUGGUUUUUAUCUGAUUGUUUGCGGAGCCUUGUGCUCCUUUUCCUUUAUCCGACUUGUAGAACGUUCGUCGCACGACGGGAAUUCAUUUUCUGGCCUGUGCAACUUCUUUGUCUCCUCUAUUUUUUAUUAUUUUAUUUUCGAUUUCGAAAUGCGACCUCCUUGCGACUGGUUUCGCUUUCCACAUUUCUCCAGUGUUAUUAAUAAGACACUGUUGGAUGUCAGUCAAUUUUUAAGAUUGUAUGUACUAUGCAUAAGUUAUGUAGCGAUACUUUAUCUUCUCGUUUUCCUGUGUUCUUCUCCGACUCGCUGCCGUCCUCACACUCUUUUCUUUCUCUUUUCCCUCUUUCUCUUUAUUUUUCCUAUCGUGAGAGCAGUGCAAGGAACGCAAGAGGUGCAUCCAGUACGUGGGAAAUCCGAUCUACUUUUUCUUCGAUUAUAGUUUCGUUGGAACUCCAUGUUUCGGUUUCUCUUUGUUUCACUGUUUCUUGGUUUACUAUCUUU
This is a messenger RNA of Fomitiporia mediterranea MF3/22, 2456 nucleotides long. RefSeq lists its product as uncharacterized. The record is from RefSeq and is a predicted model, not a curated record. Gene Ontology annotation, biological process: peptidyl-L-cysteine S-palmitoylation; protein targeting to membrane. Lineage: Eukaryota; Fungi; Basidiomycota; Agaricomycetes; Hymenochaetales; Hymenochaetaceae. The coding region runs from base 203 to 1849 and encodes 548 amino acids. Gene Ontology annotation, cellular component: endoplasmic reticulum palmitoyltransferase complex; extrinsic component of endoplasmic reticulum membrane. The transcript has 5 exons.